This is a messenger RNA of Ilex paraguariensis (yerba mate), 624 nucleotides long. The record is from the annotation of a GenBank genome assembly. NCBI's taxonomy places the organism in Eukaryota, Viridiplantae, Streptophyta, Magnoliopsida, Aquifoliales, Aquifoliaceae.
AUGGUGGUAUUUCCAAAAGGGUCUCCUCUAGUUGCUGAUGUCUCUCGGGCGAUAGUCAGUCUAAUAAAAAAUGUCAAGAUUUUACAACUUGAGAGACAGUGGCUUAAAAACCCACCAUGUAUUGUCAGCGGUAUCUCCUCAAGCGGCCUCACCUUGAACAGUUUUGAAGGCCUUUUUGCUAUAAGUGGUGUUAUAGCAAUGUGCCUUGUUAUAUUCUUAGUUAUAUACCUCUACAAGAACAAAGAUUUUCUUCAGAGAAUAUCAAGUUCGAGCACAAACACUUGGUCAAGAAUACUUGAAUUAUGCAGACAUUUUGACAAGAAAGACCUUACUUCCUACCCCUUUAGGAUGAACCGAGGCACCCAAGAUCAGUUUCAGGAAGUGAAUGAUGUUGGUGUUUCAUCAGAACUCAGCGAUUCACCAAAUUUACCAAUACAUUCUCACUCUAUUAAUAGAAUAGUUCCUCUCCCAGAAGAAGAGGAAGAGAGAGGUGCAGAUAGAAUAUGUCCUAUUCCAGUUUCGGAAGCAGAAGAAGAAGAAGAAGAAGAGGAGAGAGAUGAACUUGAAAUCAACAUCGUUUCAAACCCAUUAUAUAUUGCAGCAACAACGACUACCUGUGGAUAA